AUGAACCAGUCCAUACCAUUUCAAGUGGAGCCAGACGGGCGAGUGCGACUGCGGGAACCGGUGGACUAUGAAAAGCGUGCUGAAUAUGACAUCCCAGUUCGUGCCACUGAUGGCGAAUUUGUCGCCUCAGCUCGACUACAUGUGAUUGUUUUGGACAUUAAUGAUGAACCACCAAAGUUCACUGUGAAUCCGACAAACAUAUCCGUGGAGGAGAAUCUGCCCCCCAACAUACUCGUUGGACAGGUGAGAAUCAAGGCAUAA
This is a messenger RNA of Dibothriocephalus latus, 261 nucleotides long. The record is from the annotation of a GenBank genome assembly. NCBI's taxonomy places the organism in Eukaryota, Metazoa, Platyhelminthes, Cestoda, Diphyllobothriidea, Diphyllobothriidae.